UUUUGUAGUUACUAGAUACGAAAAGAUAUGUCACGACUUAGAUUUGUUGUGGUCGACAACCAGUGCGUUUCACCAUGGCAAAAUUAAGCGUAGAUUUACCAGAUAUUGAAAAUAUUCUUGCUUUAAAUCCACGAGUGCGUUCCCACUCUACUUUAUUACCAUCUGUUGUGACGAAAACAAAUAAGAAACACUGGAAGCGAAACGCUGAUAGGAAAUGCCAGAGUUGUUAUGACCUUGAAAACGACUUUUCUGAUAUUAAACCCACCACGCUAAGUGAAAGAGGUGCAUUAAGAGAGGCUGCAAGAUGUCUAAAAUGCGCCGAUGCGCCGUGUCAGAAAUCUUGUCCAACUCAGCUAGAUAUUAAGGCAUUUAUUACGAGUAUUUCCAACAAAAAUUAUUAUGGCGCCGCUAAAGCCAUUUUCUCGGACAAUCCUUUGGGAAUUACUUGUGGCAUGGUAUGUCCUACUAGCGAUCUCUGCGCUGGAGGCUGUAACUUACACGCUUCCGAAGAAGGCCCAAUUAAUAUUGGAGGGUUGCAACAAUUUGCGACUGAAGUUUUUAGUAAAAUGGGUGUUAAGCAAAUUAGGGAUCCUAAAACCCCUACCCCUAAAAAUUUUUCCCAAAAAAUUGUUUUGGUUGGAGCUGGACCUGCGUCACUGUCUUGUGCUACAUUUUUAGGACGGUUGGGAUAUACAGAUUUAACCAUAUACGAAAAAGAGGAUUUUGUGGGAGGCCUGAGUUCUUCUGAGAUACCGCAGUACCGUUUACCAAUAUCUGUGGUAGAUUUUGAAGUUCAGUUAGUUAAAGACUUGGGAGUUAAAAUAGAGACCGGCAAAGCUCUGUCCAAACAUGAUUUAACAGUGGAAAAACUUUUACAAGAUGCUAAAGCAGUUUUUAUUGGAAUUGGGCUGCCUCAACCUAAACUCAAUCCUUUAUUCAAAGGUCUAACACCUGAAAUGGGUUUUUAUACAUCAAAAAAUUUCUUACCAAAAGUAGCAAAGGCUAGUAAACCAGGUUUAUGUUCUUGCAAGUCCAUUUUACCCAGCAUGAAAGGAACGGCGAUUGUUCUUGGUGCAGGAGAUACUGCUUUUGAUUGUGCUACCUCAGCUUUGAGAUGUGGUGCAAGAAAAGUAUUUGUUGUGUUUAGAAGAGGUUUUACUAAUAUUAGAGCAGUUCCCGAAGAGGUUAAUUUGGCCGUUGAAGAAAAAUGCGAGCUAGUUGGAUUCUUAUCACCACACAAAGUAAAUAUCAAAGAUGGAAAAAUUGUUUCGGUUACUUUCAGUAGAACGGAAGAAAAUGAAGAAGGAAAGUGGGUCCAAGAUGUUGAACAAUUAACCACAAUUAAAGCGAACUACCUUAUAUCAGCUUUUGGCUCUGGACUGGAAGAUCCUGAUGUUAUCGAAGCACUGAAGCCUCUUAGUUUGAACGAAAAUAAAUUACCAAGUGUUGAUCUCAAUACAAUGCAGUCCUCUCAUUCAGCUGUAUGGAUUGGUGGAGAUCUUGCAGGUGUAGCAGAAACAACAGUCGAAGCUGUUAAUGAUGGAAAAACUGCUGCGUGGUAUAUUCACUGUUUUUUGGAAGGUUUACCUAAUACAACAAAACCAAGUUUGCCACUUUUCUAUACAGAAAUCGACGAUGUUGAUCUGUCUGUUGAAGUAUGUGGUAUGAAAUUUGAAAAUCCUUUCGGUUUAGCAUCCGCACCUCCAGCAACCAGCACUGCUAUGAUUAGAAGGGCGUUCGAACAAGGAUGGGGAUUUGCACUUACUAAGACGUUUUCGCUUGAUAAGGAUUUAGUAACAAACGUUUCUCCUAGAAUUGUUAGAGGUACAACUUCUGGACACAAUUAUGGUCCUCAACAGAGUUCUUUUCUUAACAUAGAACUAAUUUCUGAAAAAUGUGCAGCCUACUGGUUACAAGGUGUUAAAGAAUUAAAAGCCGAUUUUCCCACGAAGGUCAUUAUUGCUAGUAUUAUGUGCUCGUACGAUGAAGAGGACUGGAAAGAACUCUCAAAAAUGGCCGAAGAUGCAGGAGCUGACGCUCUAGAACUGAAUUUAAGUUGUCCACACGGAAUGGGUGAAUCUGGAAUGGGAUUAGCUUGCGGCCAAAAACCAGAACUGGUAAAAGGCAUUUCUGAAUGGGUGAAAGCCACAGUAAAAAUUCCUUUCUUUAUAAAAUUAACCCCAAACAUAACCGACAUCGUUGAAAUAGCGCAAGCCGCUUACGAUGGUGGGGCAUCGGGAGUAGCUGCUAUCAAUACAGUUUCAGGAUUAAUGGGUUUAAGCUCUAACGGCACGCCGUGGCCAGCAGUUGGUUUAGAUAAACGUACCACUUAUGGAGGUGUUAGCGGGAAUGCGACGAGACCCAUCGGAUUAAGAGCGGUUUCUGCGGUUGCCAACGCUUUACCAGGUUUCCCGAUUUUAGGCACUGGCGGUAUUGAUUCAGCCGAUGUUACGUACCAAUACUUGCAAGCUGGGGCGGCUGUCGUGCAAAUUUGUAGCGCCAUACAAAACCAAGAUUUCACGUUAAUUGAUGAUUAUAUCACGGGAUUAAAAGCACUCCUGUAUUUGGAUGGCCGAAUGCCAAUGUGGGACGGGCAAAGUCCGCCAACGUUUAAACAUCAAAAAGGGAAACCCGUCGUCCCAAUACGUGUAGCUGACAAUAAAGCUUUACCACAUUUUGGUCCAUUUAUUGCACAAAGAAAGGAGAAGGCCAAGAGUUUGAAAGCUGAUGUACGUUUACAUCACGAUGGACGUGCGAAUGGUUAUUCGGUGACGGAAGAAAACGGCCAGAGCAAUAUACCAAAAGUUGCUGAUAUUAUAGGAAGAGCUUUGCCUCAAAUAGGGGCAUAUAAAAAAUUAGACAACACAAAACAAGUGGUAGCCUUGAUUGAUGAUGAUAUGUGUAUUAAUUGUGGAAAAUGUUAUUUGACUUGCAACGAUUCUGGCUAUCAAGCGAUUUCUUUUGAUCCAAGUACUCAUAUACCGCACGUAACUGAUGAUUGUACAGGGUGUACACUGUGUUUGUCAGUUUGUCCUAUUAUCGACUGCAUAACUAUGGUGCCGAAAACCAUCCCACAUGUGAUUAAAAGAGGCCAGGCUGUUAAACUAGUACAUGCUUUGGAUCCUGCCGCUGUUUAAAUAAAAUGAUUUUAAUUGCAUAGAGUCCAAUAUAGACCAAAAUUAGAAAGCAAUGUUUUAAUAUAUCGAUUGUAAAAUUAUUAUUAAAUGUUAUCUCUUUAAAAUAA
Messenger RNA from Zophobas morio, 3244 nucleotides. RefSeq names its product suppressor of rudimentary (gene su(r)). Gene Ontology annotation, molecular function: iron-sulfur cluster binding; NADP binding; dihydropyrimidine dehydrogenase (NADP+) activity. Bases 75 to 3137 code for a protein of 1020 amino acids. The transcript is spliced from 14 exons. Lineage: Eukaryota; Metazoa; Arthropoda; Insecta; Coleoptera; Tenebrionidae. The record is from RefSeq and is a predicted model, not a curated record. Gene Ontology annotation, biological process: thymine catabolic process; uracil catabolic process. Gene Ontology annotation, cellular component: cytoplasm; cytosol.